This is a messenger RNA of Parasteatoda tepidariorum (common house spider), 1691 nucleotides long. RefSeq lists its product as uncharacterized. The record is from RefSeq and is a predicted model, not a curated record. Gene Ontology annotation, biological process: regulation of transcription by RNA polymerase II. Lineage: Eukaryota; Metazoa; Arthropoda; Arachnida; Araneae; Theridiidae. Gene Ontology annotation, molecular function: RNA polymerase II cis-regulatory region sequence-specific DNA binding; DNA-binding transcription factor activity, RNA polymerase II-specific.
CAAACUUAGUAUUUUCAUCAUUAUUAAGGCAAAAAAUGUAAAGAAAUAACAUAAAAAAUUACUUUUCGCAAUUAAACUUUUCUUGUCUUUUAUCUAGCAUGUUAAAAAGAGGAUUAAUAAUAUAAAUCCAAAUAUUUAUUAUGUACUACAGCCUGUCACUGGCCGAGAUUGCCUCCAUGAGCCUCCUCCAUCUGACACUGUCUGGAGCAAUAGAUUGUCAUCAGUUGACUUCCAGAUUCCUAAGAUCUCUCUCAACAGAAUCAGUACAGAUAAUGACUGUGAAGUGCUUUUCUUGUGAUGAAUGUGAGAUGGUAUAUGCUUCAAAUUCUGCACUAUCUCGUCAUAAAAAGUGGCACAAAGGUGAAAAUCCACACCAUCGAUUUAAAUGCGAGCUCUGCUUGUAUUCAACAGACUCUAGGAAGGACUUCAAAAGGCAUAGCUUCAUUCAUUCAGGUGAACGUCCAUUCACGUGUACUCUUUGUGGUAGAGGUUUUACUCGCAAUAAUCAUCUAAAGCGUCACAUGCUCACGCACAGUGCGAGCAUUCCUUACCACUGUCACAUGUGUCCAAAAUCUUUUCGUCGGUCUGACCUUCUAGCCACACACAUUCAAAAGCAUCGAGACGAUGAAAAUGCAAUGACAAUACUUACAUCAGGGAGUAAGAUAACUUAGCCAGUGGUCAGCCACAUAUAACUUUAUAAAGAUGAAGGUGAAAAGAUUUCUGUAUUGAUGCCAGGAGAGAGUAAAAAUGAUUUUUAAAUUGCUCUUUUUCAUAUAAUAAUGCUUAAUUAAACAGUAGAAAAAAUAAUUUUCUCAAUUUUUUUUUUUUUUUUUUUUUUUUUACUAUAAUAGUAGGCUAGUAAUUCUCAGUUUGUUAUAAACAUACAAUUUUUGUUUUUUCAUUAUUCACAUUUUGACAGUGACUUAGAAUUAUAAUAUGGAGCUUUUACUGUACUUUCAUACCAGAGAGGCUGUUCUUUUACAGAUGAUUUUUUUUUUAAACAUAAAGAAGUGUAUAAGUAAAAAAACUGAUGUCUUUGAAGAAGGUGGUUUUGCAUAGAAGUUUCACUGUAUAAUCAUGUUUCAUUUAUUAGAAAGAAGUUUCAUAUAAUUUCUUUCUUACAUAUGUAAAAUAUGGUUUAUAUGUUUAAAUUGAUGAUAAAAUUCCAUAAACAUUAUUAAUAACUGAAAUAUAUCUUUGCUUAGUACAUGUUUUAAAUUGUGUUUUUAAAAGUUUUAAACAUGUUUAAAAUUUCUAAAAAAAAGAAUUUGAAAUUUUUAAGUGGAUUUUUUUCCUUGUUGCAUUUUUAUUAUGUAAUUUUAAAAGUUAUAGCUCAAUUUUAAUUUGGGAUGCAUCAAAUAUUUUGUCACUAUUUGGUUUUCAGCAUUUAUUUAUCAAUAAUUCCAAUUUAUCACUGUAUUUAACAAGGUUGAUCAUAACUUUAAAUUCAUCUAUCUUAUUACCAUUAAAAAUAUUUAAUAUUAAUUUUUAUUGAAAACUUAUUUUAAUGAAAAUUAAAUAUUUGGUGACAGAAUAUUUGUUAAUUUGCCAACUUCUGCGUAUCCUUAAAUUUAAUGCUCUUUGUUUGUUUUAAUCCCCAUUCAUUAUCCUUGUUUUAUAGAAAAAAAUUAUUUAUUUUCCAAUCUGUUGUAAGUUUAGAAAAAUAAAUUGUCUCAUGUGUAUUACAUUUA